UAGUUUGCAUCCUAUAAUUAAUUUUUGUAUUUCUGGUGAUGAUAGGAAUGUAGGUCAUAAGAUAAAACAUGUAAUGAUAACAACAGCAAUAUUAGAUGAUAAAGAACAUUUAUCAUACCCUGAUUAUCAUUACUAUUACGCAGUAAUUCUGUAUCCGG
Messenger RNA from Entrophospora candida, 158 nucleotides. The record is from the annotation of a GenBank genome assembly. NCBI's taxonomy places the organism in Eukaryota, Fungi, Glomeromycota, Glomeromycetes, Entrophosporales, Entrophosporaceae.